AUGAAAUAUAUUUUUAAAAAUAUUAUUGGUGAAGGUGCAUGCGGAAAAGUAUAUAAAGCUUUGGAUUCUUAUAAUAAUCCAGUAAGUAUAAAAAUUAUACCGAAGAAUAAAAAAUCUUACAAUGAAAUAAAAAUCUUAUCAUCUGUAAAUCAUGAUAAUAUUUGUAAAUAUUUAGAUGUAUACGAAUCAUUAGAAAAUCUUUAUCUAGUAACUGAAUUGUGCGAAUAUAAUCUUAUAACAUUUAUUAACGAAUAUAAUGUAGAUAUUAAUAUAACUAAAAAGAUUAUUCGUAUGAUAUUGUGUGGACUAGAAUACUUGCAUUCAAAUAAUAUUAUACACAGAGAUAUUAAAUUGGCUAAUAUUCUUAUAAAAGAAAAUUCGAUAAAAAUUUGCGAUUUUGGCUUAAGUUGCUACGCAUCAAAAAAUAACUUUUCUGUUUGUGGUACAGAAGAUUACAUUGCACCUGAAAUAAUUAACAAAGAAAGUUACACUAAAAGUGUUGAUAUAUAUUCUGCUGGAAAAGUUUUCUCGACAUUACUAGAUUUAAAAAAUGUAACAGAUCCUUGUUGUAAUGAUUUACUUGGUAGAAUGUUGGAUGUAAAUCCAGUUACACGUAUAACGGCGUAUGACGCUUUGCAUCAUCCCGUUUUUCAAGACUUUUUGCCUAAAUAUUGUGAUUUUCGAUAUUUAAAUGAUUUUAAAGUCGAUGAAAAGUUCGGAAUUAUUCAAAAAAUUAACGAUAAAGUGUAUUUUGACGAAAUCAGUUUACAAGUAUCUGAUACAAAUACUAAAAAUAUAACAGACAAUACAGCAUUUUUUUGUGAUAAAUCAAAGGUUAAUACACAGAAAUUGAAAUUAUGUUAUUUAAAACAUGAUGAAAUAGAAGAAUUGCAUUUUAUUUUUAAGCUUAAUGAACAAGAAAAAGAGAUUUUUUUGUUUACUAAUGCCCACUUAAAAAAAAUUAUUUACGGAUUGGCUUACCUUAAUUUGAAAAUGGAAAGACUUCCUAUUAUUUUAAUCGAAGAAAAAGACUAUAAAUUUGUUUAUCAACUGAAUGAAGGAUUCAUUUAUUAUGACGCCAAUUUUAUUGUAAAGAAAAAACAUACGAAAGCAAAAAAGUCGUUUUUUUAUGAAGUAGCAGAUCUAGAAAAUAAAACAAAGAAGAAAUGUGACAUUUUACCAAAAGAAAUACAAGAAAAAAAGAUCUUUGAAUUAUUUUAUAAGUGUCAAAGAAACAUAAUUAACAUUGAUUACAAAAAUCUUCCGCUAAAAUUAAAUAAUGAGAAAUUAGAGUAUCCAUUUGCAUUUAAAAAUUCUACGAUUUCUAUGGGGACUUUAAGUUCUGUUGGUAGUUUCAUGGACAUGAAAAUACGAAAUGAAAUUUUCUAUAAAUUUAAAAAUAAUUUAGGCUGGUGUAUCAAAAAGAAAACAAAUUUUAUUUUUUUACUUAAUGAUGGACGAUGCUUUGAAAUUGAGCUAUCAAAGAUGUUAGUUAAAUACAAUAACAAGAAUUAUGAAAUUAAUAAUAGACUGCCUAUGUAUAUAAAAAAAGACUUGAAACGGAUCAAUGAUUUAGUAAAAUUGUAUUUAUAA
Molecule: messenger RNA, 1593 nt
Organism: Vairimorpha ceranae
Lineage: Eukaryota; Fungi; Microsporidia; Nosematidae
Product: spk1-like ser thr protein kinase
Exons: 1
Coding region: 1-1593 (530 amino acids)
Biological process (GO): peptidyl-serine phosphorylation; autophagy
Cellular component (GO): cytoplasm
Molecular function (GO): protein serine/threonine kinase activity; ATP binding
Source: RefSeq, a predicted model, not a curated record